UCCGCCGUCACGCGACCACUCCAAAACACCCCUCUCUCUCUCCUUCUCUUUUAACGUUCGACCAAACCUUCGCACCUCCUCGGCCCGCCGUACUUGACCUCACGCGCCGCCCUCUCCUCCGCCGCCGCCGCCCUCCCCGGAGAAACGGGAAAGCUCAUCCGACAGGUUUCGACCCCGACGCGCCGGCCCCCCUCCCCCGCCCCCCGACGCGCCGCCGACGUCGUGUCCACGCGCCGCCCCUCGCGCUCUCCGCCGAUCUGCCUGAGAGAUUCUCCUCUCGAGAUCUGCUGCAGAGGGCGUCUCCUUGGGGUUGCAUGAAUCGGUCGCCUUGUCUGAUGAGAAGGAGAUGGGCGGGGUCACGUCGUCCAUUGCAGCCAAGUUCGCCUUCUUCCCCCCGCAGCCGCCGUCCUACACCGUCGUCGCCGCCGAGGACGACGGCUGGCGGGGGAGGCUGCGGAUACCGGAGCUGGCCGUCGGGGACGCCGCCGUCGACGUGAUGAGGCUGAGGACGCGGCGGGGGAACGAGAUCGUGGCCGUGCACGUGGCGCACCCCAGGGCUUCCUCGACCGUGCUGUACUCCCACGGGAAUGCUGCGGAUUUGGGGCAAAUGAUGGAGCUUUUCGUCGAACUGAGUAAGCGCUUGAGGGUCAAUAUCAUGGGGUACGAUUAUUCUGGUUAUGGGCAAUCUACCGGAAAGCCAACUGAAUAUAACACGUACGCCGACAUCGAUGCGGCAUAUAAGUGCCUUAAGGAACAGUAUGGAGUUCAAGACGAAAAGUUAAUCUUAUAUGGCCAGUCUGUUGGCAGUGGACCUACUGUCGACCUCGCAUCACGUGUUCCAAAUUUGAGGGGUGUUGUAUUACAUAGUCCUAUUCUUUCAGGACUCAGAGUGUUGUACCCUGUCAAGAGGACGUACUGGUUUGAUAUCUACAAGAAUCUUGACAAAAUAGGACUGGUGAAUUGUCCGGUUUUUGUAAUUCAUGGAACUGCAGAUGAAGUAGUUGACUGUUCGCAUGGGAAACAGCUAUCGGAGCUUUGUAAGAUUAAGUAUGAACCUCUGUGGAUAAGUGGGGGUGGACAUUGCAAUCUCGAGCUUUACCCGGAAUACAUUAAGCAUCUAAAAAUGUUUGUAUUGAGCUUGAACAAAGCAAAAGUCACGACAAACAAUACAAAGGAGAGCAAUGGAGACUCUGAAGCCCAAAAGAAAUCAUCAGAUACUGGAGCUUCGGAUACUUUUGAGUUGGCUCCAGAUCUUCCUGAAGUUUCCAGGAACAGCUUAGAUAGUCGGCUGGAGAAGUCUAAGAAAUCAGUAAAGCCUGAACAAUCUCGUAUGAGCACCGAUCGUCUUGACUGGUUUAGGAGAAAAAGGGGCUUAAUUUGGUGAAAAUACAGCCAGCCAUUUAACUCCCACCAGAACAGGUUUUUGGUUUUCAUAUUUACUCACCCAAGAAGGUAUAUAUUCUUUAUUUGCUCUGUAACAGUGUAUCAAUCUUAGAUGGAAACAAAACACUGAAGUGUGAUUUGAGCUAAGCUGUAAUUUGUAUGUGUGCAUUGUAGAAGUUCAAUUGAACAUAAUAAAUCCUUUGUACUCCUGUGGAGGUAGUGCAUAGUUGAAACUCAAAGGGAAUGAUUUCGUAAUUAGACGGAUCAUCUUCUUCUAUA
Molecule: messenger RNA, 1662 nt
Organism: Syzygium oleosum
Lineage: Eukaryota; Viridiplantae; Streptophyta; Magnoliopsida; Myrtales; Myrtaceae
Exons: 5
Coding region: 347-1384 (345 amino acids)
Source: RefSeq, a predicted model, not a curated record